Merops nubicus (carmine bee-eater) is the source of this 870-nucleotide messenger RNA. RefSeq names its product succinyl-CoA ligase [GDP-forming] subunit beta, mitochondrial. The record is from RefSeq and is a predicted model, not a curated record. The transcript has 4 exons. Gene Ontology annotation, biological process: succinyl-CoA metabolic process; tricarboxylic acid cycle. Gene Ontology annotation, molecular function: succinate-CoA ligase (GDP-forming) activity. The annotation marks the transcript as partial. Gene Ontology annotation, cellular component: succinate-CoA ligase complex; mitochondrion. Lineage: Eukaryota; Metazoa; Chordata; Aves; Coraciiformes; Meropidae.
UUGUUUGUUUUGAUGCCAAGAUAAACUUUGAUGACAAUGCAGAAUUUAGGCAAAAAGAAAUAUUUGCCAUGGAUGACAAGUCUGAAAAUGAGCCUAUAGAGAAUGAAGCUGCCAAAUAUGACUUAAAAUAUAUAGGACUGGAUGGAAAUAUUGCUUGCUUUGUCAAUGGAGCUGGACUUGCAAUGGCAACAUGUGAUAUAAUAUCCUUGAAUGGUGGAAAGCCAGCCAACUUCUUGGAUCUUGGUGGAGGUGUGAAAGAAGCACAAGUAUAUCAAGCAUUCAAGCUGCUGACUGCUGAUCCAAAGGUUGAAGCAAUACUUGUAAACAUAUUUGGUGGGAUUGUGAACUGUGCCAUCAUAGCCAAUGGUAUUACCAAAGCCUGCCGAGAGCUUGAGCUGAAAGUGCCACUGGUGGUCAGACUGGAAGGAACAAAUGUUCAUGAAGCCCAGCGUAUCCUGAAUGAAAGUGGACUCCCCAUCACGUCUGCAAAUGACCUUGAGGAUGCAGCAAAGAAGGCAGUGGCUAGUGUGGCCAAAAAAUAACAACUUGAAGAUAAUUCUCCUGGAAAGAGCGUGUGUUUCACAAGACAUCAUUUCUGUUGCUGUUUUGGAGAGGAUUAGUGGAGUUUUUCUAAGCAGUCAUCAGUGUUGGUGGACUUAAUGUGAUAUGUGGCAAACUCAGGCAGGCUACAGGCUGGCAAGUCAAGCUUCAGAAAUUUUUCAGCUACAAUCAUGAAGGAUUCCUAUGUCUUCAUCUAAUUUUGGUAAUUUUGUUACUCAGAAUUGUAAUAAGUAAUACAUCACUUCGUAAAGCUCUUUUUCUGCUUUCCUUCCAAAACUGUCACUGAUAAACACAUGCUAAGAUACAAUA